UAUGUCGCGAGCCUCACGAGCGAAAUGACAGUCGCAUUUCAUGCACGCUUCAUAUUUUAACUGACAAUGGGCUGGAGACUCUCGCAAAAUAUUUUUUGCUUUGCAUUUAGUAAUGAACUCCGACCACCCAGAAACCAACGCUAACUAGCUGUAUGGAAGUUGACUGAACGGACGACAUUGUGCAAAAUGGCGUCUCACGAUGUGGGCGAUACUGCAACCGUUGCAGGCGGGGAGGCUGCUAAAAACAUGACGAAAAAGGCGAGAGUGUUUGACUUAAACGAAAUUUUUGAAGAAGCUCGAAAAACAGCAAUAAGCAGAUUCCAGAAAUCGCCAACUGAGCAAUCUAUUCCCAACACCGAUUCCAAAGACAAUGAAGCCACGGUACCACAGACAGCCGCCGACUCUCUGGCUGGUGGCAGCUCUUGGACCAAAUGUCCAGAGGACGACGGUGACAGCAUCGGGCCACCGGUGUCUCUUUCGGUUCAGGACGACGAGGACGAGGAUGUCUCAUCGGGCGAAGAAGGUACAACUGCCUUCCGCGACGUACCAACUAUGGCUUCGCUCACUCUGAACCACGGUACGAAGAGAGUGUCGGCGAUUGCCCUUGACCCAACAGGAGCCCGCCUCGUGUCAGGAGGUUACGACUUUGACGUGACGUUCUGGGACUUCGCCGGAAUGGACUCUACUCUUCGUCCCUUUCGCUCGUUGCGACCGUGCGAAUGCCAUCAGAUCCGGCAGCUGGAGUUCAGCCCGACGGGCGAUUCCAUCUUGGUAGUGCCGGGUAGUGCGCAGGCCAAAGUACUCGAUCGUGACGGGUCUGAGAUCAUGGAAUGUGCUAAGGGCGACCAGUAUAUCACCGACAUGGCCCGCACCAAAGGCCAUGUUGCUAUGCUCAAUUCUGGCUGCUGGAAUCCACGGCACCGAGACGAGUUCCUGACGUGCGCGUACGACGGAACGUUACGUAUCUGGAACUUAUACCGUCCAGCGCAACACAAAUCCUUGGUGAAAACGCGACAGCAGAGCGGACUCCGUGCCAUUCCAACGACGUGCAAGUUUAGCCGCGACGGGCACCUACUUGCAGCCGGCUGUCAAGACGGCUCCAUCCAGGCAUGGGACACGAGACGACCCCUAGUCAAUCCGGCUCAUACCAUCCGCGAGGCACACUGUCGUGGAUCGGAACUGAGCUGCAUCAGCUUCUCGUUUGACGGGACGGCCCUGGCGUCGCGGGCCUGUGACGACACGCUCAAGCUCUUCGACAUGCGCAAUCUAAAAAAAUGCGUGCACACUUUCGAAGACCUCCCUUGCUGCAUGCCUAGCCUCGACUGCGGCUUCAGCCCGGACGACCGCAUAGUCUUCACCGGCACGGCGAGCAAGAGCGGAGGGGAGCUCGUAUUCUACGAACGAGACAGCUUUGAGGAAGUCAGGCGUGUGCCCGAACCGGCCGGCAUCUCGCGGGUCGCGUGGCACCCACGUCUAAACCAGAUCUUAGUGGCGUUGGCCAACGGCAGCCUCAACGUCCAUUACGACCCGGACAAAAGCAAGCACGGGGCACUCUUGUGCGCGGCACGGGUGCCGCGACGGAGGCCGCGGACCGACGCCAUCCUGCCGCCGACGCAGAGCCAGGUCCUGACGCCGCACGCGUUACCCCUGUUCCGCGAGGAGCGGCCGCGGAGCACCAAGAAGAGGCUGGAGAAAGCCCGUAAGGACCCCCUCCUCUCCCGGAGGCCCGACCUGCCCGUGACGGGUCCGGGGCAAGGCGGGCGGAUCGCGUCCGCGGGCAACACGCUGUCUUCGUACAUAGUGCGGAAUUUGGGCGUCACCAAGAGGGUAGACGACAACGUUGACCCACGCGAGGCAAUCCUGAAGUACGCAAAGGAAGCGGCGGAGAACCCUUACUGGGUGACGCCAGCCUACGCGUCCACGCAGCCCAAGCCGGUUUUUCAGGCAACGACGGAAGAUGCAGAGCCGGACGCGAAACGUCCGAAACCUUGACUGGAAAGGCCCGUCCGAGAGUUGUGAAACCGAAGUCUAAUCAUGCUCUAAGAACGAGCAUGUAACAAGACCUACUCAGUGUAUAUUGUGUUGAGCUCUAGAGAAUGGGGCUUGAUGUUGCUGUUUUGAAAUUGUGUGUGCACUCCUGCACCUUUUUUUUUAGCAGCUAGUGUCAUGUUCCACAUGUCAAGUGUUCGUGUCAUAUCCCAGGCUUUUUUUU
Messenger RNA from Ornithodoros turicata, 2212 nucleotides. RefSeq names its product WD repeat-containing protein 70-like. Bases 187 to 1992 code for a protein of 601 amino acids. Gene Ontology annotation, molecular function: protein binding. Gene Ontology annotation, cellular component: site of double-strand break; nucleus. The record is from RefSeq and is a predicted model, not a curated record. The transcript has a single exon. Lineage: Eukaryota; Metazoa; Arthropoda; Arachnida; Ixodida; Argasidae.